Ascochyta rabiei is the source of this 3063-nucleotide messenger RNA. RefSeq lists its product as uncharacterized. The transcript has 2 exons. Lineage: Eukaryota; Fungi; Ascomycota; Dothideomycetes; Pleosporales; Didymellaceae. The record is from RefSeq and is a predicted model, not a curated record. Bases 1 to 3063 code for a protein of 1020 amino acids.
AUGGGCGCCCGCAAGAAGUGCAAGCCGAGCCCCCAGGCGGCCGAGGUAUCCACCACCAGCAACACCGCCGUCAGCAAUACCGCGGGCAACACCAGCAACACCAGCAAUACCAGCAACACCAGCAACACCAGCAACACCAACAACACCAGCAACACCAACACCACCAGCAACACCAGCAACACCAGCAACACCAACAACACCAGCAACACCAACAACAACACCAGCAACACCAGCAACACUGCUGUCAGCAAUAAUGCGGGCAACACUACCGGCAACACCACGGAACAGAGCGGUGCUGGCACGCUCGAUGCAAGCACUGCAUCACACGAAACCACGGCAAGCCAGCCAGCAUCAGCGUCCUCGGCAUCCGACGGCGCAUCCACACCCACAGCUCCAGGCUCGCAGACACCGAAGAGCGCGCGCAGAUGGCCGGGCGGCACGGGCAGCUGGCGGUCCAAGGCACCUGCAGUCGUCAAGACUGCCCAGGAGACAAUCGGCAUCGCCGUCAGUGGGGGCGCCACUUCUGAGCUGCCCAAAGAAGAUGCCAGGAAGCCCAAGAACGACUCUCCGGCGAGAUUCCUGACCAAGCGCAAAUCGAGCAAGAGCUUCGCACUGCCGACAUCCACGACCAAGAUCACCGUCUCGUCCGACGGCGCCGUCGAGGAAGCAGAGAGCCCCGCAGCCAGCAAGACGGAACACGCCCCUGCCCCACAGGCUGCACCAGAAGCAGCACCGCGCGGAGACGAAGCCCCGUUGCCACCUGAGCCACCCAAGAGCGAACAACCAGCGAAUGCGUGGGCGUGGACGACCUGGUGGUCACGACCUGACGGAUACACCGAAGCUGCCAAGGCGAAGAGCACAGGGCAGGAGAGUGUGGAGGAAGCACAGAGCACGCCACUGCCCGGUCCCACGCCGUCAGAAGAGGCUGAUGCAAAGACAAAGGGCCUUGAGCGCGCACUGACAACAAACGUCCAGGCCGCAGAACUUGGCAAGAAGGAUCAUGUCCUGGAGGCAGUGCCCUCCGAGAACGCUGCCGAGAAUGUUGCGUUGGAAGAAACUCCAACCGCGACCACGAAGCCCACCGCCCGGAACACCGCAAGCGGCUCGUGGUUUGGGCUGUGGAGCAGUGCUCAGAACGUCCAGGCCAAUUCUCCCCCUCCACAGGCACCCACCAAAGACUUCUUCACCCCAAACACGUAUUCAGAUCAAGCAACGGAGUUGGCGCUGCCCGAGCCAGCAGCAGCAGAGCCUCCAGCCGAGACACCACCAACAGAGCAGACUGAAGCUCCAGCACCUGCUACCGCUGCCGCCGUGGGAAGAGCACAAGAACCGCCAAAAGGGCAGGCAAAGGCCUCAGGCUGGGCCUUUUGGUAUCGAGAGCCAACUACCGACAGCAGGCCCGUGGAGGGCGAAGCUCAGAAGCAUGUCGGCGAGGUCGCUGUGUUCGAUACUCCGUCACAGUCGCAUCCAGAGGCAGCUCAGUUCAAUGAGCAGGAGCAACCAAAAGCAGACGCACCAGAAGCGGCAAAGAAACCAGCCAGAGAGUCCAUCGUCAAGAAGUCGCUUGGCUCGCUUCGAGGACGCUCGAGAAAGAAGGCUACACCCAAGGACCUUGCGGAGGGAACGCCAGCAGAUACACCAACAGCGAGUGCGCCAGCUACCCCCACCAAAGCUUCCCCCGAACGAGAGCCGACUCGCGCUGAGACAGCUCCUGCAGCACAGCCAGCACCCAAGCAAGCAACAAAAACAAAGCAAGAGUCGUCGAACCUCGUCCUCCCCGGCUUCAACUCCACCUAUCGCCUUGCUCAACAGCCGAGCUUUUGGAAGCAGGUGCGUCAGUACUUCCUGGGCAGCGAGCCCGCCACACCCCAUCUGCACAUCCAUCCGGCACCGCCACGGAUAAGGAAAGCUGUCGCCAUAGGUGUGCACGGCUUCUUUCCCGCCCCCAUCUUCCAAAGAAUCAUGGGCCAGCCUACUGGCACGUCAAUACGCUUCGCCAACGCUGCAGCUGCCGCCAUCAAGGGCUGGUCCGAGGCUCGUGGGUGCAGCCCGGAGAUCGAGCAGGUCGCUCUAGAAGGCGAAGGCUUCAUUGCCGAAAGGGUGAACACGCUGUGGAAGCUCUUGCUGAAUUGGAUCGACCACAUCAAGGAAGCUGACUUCAUCCUGGUCGCAUGUCACUCGCAGGGCGUGCCUGUGGCAAUGAUGCUGGUUGCGAAGCUGAUCCAGUUUGGGUGUGUCAACGCCACGCGCAUUGGCAUCUGCGCCAUGGCUGGAGUGAACAUGGGCCCGUUCAUCGAGUACAAGACAAAGUACUUUGGCCCAACAGCCGCCGAGCUUUUCGAGUUUUCAGACCCCAAGAGCUUGGUCAGUCAGAUGUAUCUCGCUGCGCUGGACCAAGUCCUCCGCUUCGGCGUGAGGAUACUCUACGUUGGCAGCAUCGACGACCAGCUGGUCUCGUUGGAGUCUUCGACAUUCUCGACACUCUCCCACCCGUACAUCUACCGCGCUGUCUUCGUCGACGGCCGCAUCCACGCGCCCGACUUCCUCACACACCUCGUCGGCUUCACCCUCAAGCUGCGCAAUCUCGGGCUCCCCGACCACGGCCUGAUCCGCGAGUUGUCGCCUGCCCUCGCUGGCUCCCUCUAUGGCGGCGAAGGCCACUCGCGUGUCUACGAAGACCCUGCCGUCUACUCCCUCGCCGUCCAACACGCGCUCGAGACAACCUCCCUCGCCGUCCCGCCGCCACAGCGCCCAGGCAGCAGCGCCAGCUUCCAAGGCAUAAACAUACCCAUCGUGGGUGAGAAGCUGGCAGCCAAUGCCGCUACAAACGAAGACGUGUACAAGCUGCGAGUAAAAGACUACGAAGCCCCUGCAACGGCCGCGACUCAGAACCCCUACUUCCUCCCUUGGGCAAUGCGCGGGCUGCUGGAAGAAGAGUUUGUCAAGAAAGAGCUGGGCGACGAAGUCGACGAGUUGCUGGGCAUGUUUGAGGCGUGGAGACCGACGGCUAAGCAGCUCAAGGAAGUCAAGUUCCGCUUAGAGGCUGUAAGGAGCAAGCUCUGA